GGGGCCGAGCCGGAGGCGGCUCACCUGGCGGGACAGUGGAAUCUGCCAGGUUUCUCCAGAUUUUUUAAGUUCUCCCUGGCUGCAGCAAGUAGAAGGGAAUGGAGGUGGCCAGAAUGGGAGCCUUGACAGUACCUGGGUGCCUGGCUGCAACAAAUCAUGCAAUGAGCCAUGCCCCGCCCUGGACACCCCCGCCCAUCAUCUGGGCCCCCACGCUUGGGACCCUGGGAGCGGCCAACAGAACUAUGCCUGGAGACUUUUGAUGAGCCAUCCCAACCCCCACCAAGCCGCCGCACCCGCAGGCCAGACCCCAAGGACCCUGGCCACCAUGGGCCCGAGAGCCUUACCUUCAUCUCUGGCUCUGCUGAGUCUGCUGCCGAGCCCCCAGCCUGUUGUCUGCUCUGGCGCCCCUGGGUGUGGGACUGGUGCCGGGCUGCCUUCUGCUUCCGCCGCUGCUGGAGUUGCCUCCAGCGGUGCGGGGCUUGCAUGCGGGGCUGCAGCCCCUGCUUGUCUGCUGGGGACUCCCCUGAGGGGGCUGCUGAAGCCAACUGGGCCAAAGAACACAAUGGAGUGCCCCCCAGCCCCGACCGUGCACCUCCCAGCCGGCGGGAUGGCCAACGGCUCAAGUCAACCAUGGGUAGCAGUUUCAGCUACCCUGACGUCAAGCUCAAAGGCAUCCCUGUGUAUCCCUACCGCAGCGCCACCUCCCCAGCCCCUGAUGCGGACUCCUGCUACAAGGAGCCACUGGCUGAACCCCCACCCAUGCGGCACAGCCUGCCCAGCACCCUUGCCAGCAGCCCCCGUGGCUCCGAAGAGUACUACUCCUUCCAUGAGUCAGACCUGGACCUGCCCGAGAUAGGAAGCGGCUCCAUGUCCAGUCGAGAGAUUGAUGUGCUCAUCUUCAAGAAGCUGACAGAGCUGUUCAGCGUACACCAGAUUGACGAGCUGGCCAAGUGCACAUCAGACACUGUGUUCCUGGAGAAGACCAGUAAGAUCUCGGACCUUAUCAGCAGCAUCACCCAGGACUACCACCUGGAUGAGCAGGAUGCUGAGGGCCGCCUGGUUCGCGGCAUCAUUCGCAUCAGUACCCGCAAGAGCCGAGCCCGUCCGCAGACCGCAGAGGGGCGCUCCAUGCGGGGUGCAGCCCCUGCUGCUGCCCCUGAUAGUGGCCACGAGACCAUGGUGGGCUCAGGGCUCAGCCAGGAUGAACUCACAGUGCAGAUCUCCCAGGAGACCACUGCAGAUGCCAUCGCCAGGAAGCUGAGGCCUUAUGGAGCCCCAGGAUACCCAGCCAGCCACGAUUCAUCCUUCCAGGGCACAGACACAGACUCGUCGGGAGCGCCGCUGCUCCAGGUGUACUGCUAACCCUCACCCGCCCAGUAUGGCCCACAGCUGAAGAGGGGAAGCAGGACCCCCUUUGGAGGAGGCUGGGCCACGCUGGCUCCUCCCACCUCGGCUGACUGGUUCCUGGACCAUGUGCAUUUCACUGGGCCAUGGUGCCCACGUCACUCUGGAUCCCUUGCUGGCCUGACCCCUGCCCGGGCCUGUUCCUUCCCGCCCGCGGUCUUCAGGCAGCCUGGAUCAUGGAAAGCAAAGACUUAGGAGUUACCUUCUGGGAUUGAAUCCCGGCUUUACCCCCAUAAAAUACACCCCAUAACCAGUCAUGCAAACUUCUCCCUCCACAGGAUGAGGGUGGGGGGAGAGGGUGACAGCUCAGAGCAGCUUAUCUUAAAUGGAUUGGGUUGGGGGGGGGGGGGCAGGCAGGGCCUCUGUCUUGAAUUCUGUGGGCAGUGCCCACUCCACCUUAUGUUCUGUUGGUUCUUGGCUGAUGUUCUAUAUCCUAACAUGACCAUAGUUGCAAGUACAAAGAUAGAUGACUGCCUGGUCAUCUCGGCUGAUACUGCCCUUUCUGUCCAAUCUGCUUGACCGAUACACAGAG
Messenger RNA from Zalophus californianus (California sea lion), 1936 nucleotides. It is a transcript of the gene KDF1, whose product is annotated as keratinocyte differentiation factor 1. The transcript is spliced from 5 exons. Lineage: Eukaryota; Metazoa; Chordata; Mammalia; Carnivora; Otariidae. The record is from RefSeq and is a predicted model, not a curated record. Gene Ontology annotation, cellular component: cell junction. Gene Ontology annotation, biological process: regulation of epidermal cell division; keratinocyte development. Bases 169 to 1362 code for a protein of 397 amino acids.